GCAGGGCGGGCGGUGCCGGAGGGCGGACGCCGGGGCUACCGGAGGUGGCGGGGCCCCCCCGCCGCCAGUGCCCGCGGUCCCCGCUGCCCCCCUGCAGCCGCCGCGGUGGGGAUGUGGCACGUCGCGGUGCUGCUGGGGUGUAGCUCAUUCCUGAUGCCGCUGUUUGUCGCUGAGUUUUGAAGAGAUUUAUUGGCUGGCUCCUGCUAAACCACGCUUGAGUAAUCCGAGCUGCUGCGCGCCCUGGUGAAGCCCGGAGGGGGGGAACGUCACUCCCUCUGGCAGCGGAGCAACAUUAGUCUUCCAGCCCUCAAACCACCACUACAGCGUCGGAAACUGCCGGGUCACAGCCAUUUGCUUUGGAAAAUUGGCGAUGUUUGGUGCUAGAGAUCGAUUACCCUUGUAAUCCUCCCCCCCACACCUCCUCCUGCUUACCCCACCCCUACCCGCCCCAGACAAUAGCGUCCGAGCUCCUCAAGGAAAAAAAAAAAAUAGAAAAGAAAGCAAGGAGAGAAAGAAAGAAACCGGGGGAUGGAUCUGACUCCAAUAGGAAAAGCGUGUCUCUAGAAGUGGUGCUAAUGGGAAGAGAUUUCCGAUCUCCAGAGGACGAUGAUUUGUCACAAAGGGUAGCUGGCUCGGUGCUUUGGGCUGGAGCCGUGUAGGAGAUCCUUGGAGAAGUCAUUGUGCACAGAAAACCGAAGACCUGUACAAACAUGCCUGUUCGCAGAGGUCAUGUGGCACCACAAAAUACAUUUUUGGGUACAAUCAUUCGAAAAUUUGAAGGGCAAAAUAAAAAAUUCAUCAUUGCUAAUGCUAGAGUGCAGAAUUGUGCUAUCAUCUACUGCAAUGAUGGGUUCUGUGAGAUGACCGGGUUCUCCAGGCCAGAUGUCAUGCAGAAACCUUGCACCUGUGAUUUUCUUCAUGGACCAGAGACCAAAAGACAUCAUAUUGCCCAAAUUGCUCAAGCACUUCUGGGGUCAGAGGAGAGGAAAGUAGAAGUCACCUAUUAUCACAAAGAUGGAUCUACUUUCAUUUGCAACACCCACAUAAUUCCAGUGAAAAAUCAAGAAGGAGUAGCAAUGAUGUUUAUUAUUAACUUUGAGUAUGUAACAGAUGAAGAGAAUGUGGCAUCUCCCGAGAAGUCCAAGCCUAUAUUACCAUCUAAACUUGUAAAUCAUGGUAACAACCUUUCAAGUGGCUCUUCUUCAGGCAGACUUUUUGGGUUUCGAUUACCUGGAUUGAGACUUUUAACAUACAGAAAGCAGUCCUUGCCACAGGAAGACCCUGAUGCAGUGAUAAUUGAUUCCUCUAAGCACAGCGAUGACUCAGUGGCAAUGAAGCACUUUAAAUCACCUACAAAAGAAAGCUGUAGUCCUUCAGAAGUGGAUGAUACAAAAGCACUGAUUCAACCCAGUAAAUGUUCACCUUUGGUUAAUAUAUCAGGACCUCUUGACCAUUCAUCACCUAAACAACAAUGGGACAGACUUUACCCUGACAUGAUACAGACAAGCAAUCCACUAACGCAUUCCAGAUCAAAGGAAAGCAUUUGUAGUAUACGGAGAGCAUCUUCAGUCCACGACAUAGAAGGCUUUACCGUCCAUCCCAAGAACAUUUUUAGGGACCGUCACGCAAGUGAAGUUUCACGUUCCUGGAUGGCAGGGGGGCCUUUCAAUCAUAUCAAGUCCAGUCUGUUGGGAUCCACAUCAGAUUCAAAUCUCAACAAAUACAGUACAAUCAACAAAAUUCCUCAACUCACACUGAACUUUUCAGAUAUCAAAAGUGAAAAAAAAUCUUCAUCUCCUCCUUCUUCAGAGAAAGCAAUUAUUGCACCUAAGGUGAAAGAUCGAACGCACAACGUAACAGAGAAAGUUACCCAGGUUCUAUCCUUAGGGGCUGAUGUUCUACCAGAAUAUAAACUCCAGACACCUCGCAUCAACAAGUUUACUAUAUUGCACUAUAGUCCUUUCAAAGCUGUCUGGGACUGGCUCAUUUUGUUGCUGGUAAUAUACACGGCCAUAUUCACUCCUUACUCUGCUGCCUUCCUUCUGAAUGAUAGUGAGGAUCGGAAGAGGAGAGAGUGUGGAUAUUCCUGCAGCCCACUGAAUGUUGUAGAUUUAAUUGUGGAUAUUAUGUUUAUCAUUGACAUUCUAAUAAACUUCAGAACAACAUAUGUAAACCAGAAUGAAGAAGUGGUAAGUGACCCAGCAAAAAUAGCAAUUCACUACUUCAAAGGCUGGUUCCUAAUUGACAUGGUUGCUGCAAUACCUUUUGACCUGCUGAUUUUUGGCUCUGGCUCUGAAGAGACAACUACAUUAAUAGGUCUUCUGAAGACAGCUAGACUGCUGCGUUUGGUGAGGGUAGCACGGAAAUUGGACAGAUAUUCCGAAUAUGGUGCUGCAGUUCUGAUGCUCCUCAUGUGCAUAUUUGCACUAAUUGCACACUGGCUUGCUUGCAUUUGGUAUGCCAUUGGAAAUGUAGAAAGACCUUACUUGGCUCACAAGAUUGGCUGGUUGGAUUCUUUAGGAGAACAACUAGGAAAGCAUUAUAAUAAGAGUGAUGCAAGCUCUGGACCAUCCAUCAAGGACAAAUAUGUUACAGCACUUUAUUUUACCUUCAGCAGUCUGACAAGUGUAGGAUUUGGAAAUGUGUCUCCAAACACCAACUCAGAGAAAAUCUUUUCCAUCUGUGUCAUGUUGAUUGGCUCAUUAAUGUACGCUAGCAUUUUUGGAAAUGUAUCUGCAAUAAUCCAAAGACUCUACUCGGGAACUGCACGAUAUCACAUGCAGAUGCUGCGAGUGAAGGAGUUUAUACGCUUUCAUCAAAUCCCAAACCCUCUGCGGCAGCGACUUGAGGAAUACUUCCAGCACGCGUGGACAUACACCAAUGGCAUUGACAUGAACAUGGUCCUGAAGGGGUUUCCAGAAUGCUUACAAGCUGACAUUUGUCUGCACCUCAACCAAAAUUUACUUCAGAAUUGCAAAGCUUUCCGGGGGGCCAGUAAAGGCUGUCUUCGAGCUUUGGCUAUGAAAUUUAAGACAACACAUGCUCCUCCUGGAGACACUUUGGUGCACUGUGGAGAUGUUCUCACUGCUCUUUACUUUGUGUCAAGAGGCUCUAUUGAAAUCCUUAAGAGUGACAUUGUUGUAGCCAUCCUUGGGAAAAAUGAUAUUUUUGGAGAGAUGGUACAUCUUUAUGCAAAACCAGGAAAGUCAAAUGCAGAUGUGAGAGCUUUAACUUACUGUGACUUACAUAAGAUCCAGAGAGAAGAUCUGCUAGAAGUUUUGGAUAUGUACCCUGAAUUUUCUGAUCUCUUCCUCACCAAUCUAGAAUUGACCUUUAAUCUGAGAGAUGAAACUGCAAAGUCUGACCUCGUAAUAAGAUCACAAACUACUAAUGAUACAGAUGGAGAUAACUGCAAACUACGAAGACGGAAAUUGUCCUUCCAAAGUGAAAUAGAGAAAGAUUAUUUCAAGGAUAAUGAUCAGAGUGAUCCUGAACCCUCAGGAGACACCACCAGAUAUUAUCAAUCUAUUAAGAAACAUUUUGAGGAGAAAAAAAGUGGGUCAUCAUCUUUUGUGUCCUCCAUUGAAGAUGAGCAAAAGCCCCUGUUCUCUGGGAUAGCUGAUUACCCAUCUGUAACAGAGAAAACCACAGAGAUGGACUUUGAAGAAAUGGAUAAUGACACAGAAGAAAUUCUUAUUAACAAAAGAAGCAAUUCUUGCAAAGAUAUCACCGAUAAAAGAAACUGGGAGCAGGAGAACAUCCAGGAGUACCAGGACUCCCCAGUUCAACCUGCAUUACCCCAUGUUACAUGGGGGAUCUGUGAAACUGAAAGUGAUUUCAUAUAUGGGGAAGUGGAGAACCGAUUAGAUUUACUUCAAGAACAACUCAACAGGCUUGAAUCUCAAAUGACUGCUGAUAUCCAAACCAUCCUGCAGCUUCUACAAAGGCAGUCAGCACUCAUUCCACCUGCCUAUAGCAUGGUGACUGCAGGGGCAGAGUAUCAACAGCCAACAGCUCGGGCGAUACAAAAGCUUCAGCCUGCAGCAUCCAUUAAAACAGACAGAAGUUUCAGUCCUUCAUCUCAGUGCCCUGAACUUCUAGACGUUGAAAAAUCAAAACUUAAAUCCAAAGAAUCCCUCUCAAGUGGAGUGCAUUUGAACACAGCCUCAGAAGACAAUCUGGCUUCUUUUUUAGACCAAGAACAUGACCAAUGUGUAGAGCGGCCCUCACAGCGUUGUAAACCUUGUCUCCCGCCAAUUAGGCACCCUUCCUUGCCAGAAUCUUCACUAAGCACUGUAGGAAUCUUGAGUCUUCAUAGGCAUGUUUCUGAUCCUGGUCUUCCUGGGAAAUAGUACUUUUAUACUAUUACUUCACAUAAAAAUGUAAGUGCUUUUAAUGGCUGUUUUUCCUUUUUUUUUUUUUUUUUGUAUUUAAAUCCUCUAUACUUGACUCAGGGGCUACAAGGAAUAUACCAUUAUAUGCAAAAGUACUGUAUAUUUUCCUAAAUCUGAAGCUUGUAAGGUAAAGUUGAGCAGUUCUGAUGUAAAUAUAUAUAUAUACACACACUAAUUGUAUGUUCCAAAUAUAAAACUGCCAGCAUUCUCAAGGCACCUUAAAUUUUUAUUUUUUUUAAAUAACAUGCAUGUUCUGAAAUUACAGUUUACGUUGCAUGGAGAUUACCAUUUACUGCUGUCAUGGAAAUAGUAUUUUAUUGUGGAUAUGUCUUCUGAGCAAAUAGGAGACCAAUAACAAUAAUUCACAUAGAAAAACUCCUACCUGACCAAGCUAAAAUUCAAGCAAAAUCCUCUUUUAGCUCACUUUUGAAAACUAAUUUAUCUUUCUUUCAGUGAGCUUUCUAUAAUAAAUCACAACUAGCCUGAAUCUAAAGAAAGAAUAAGGUAACCAAGUAUUCUGGGCUUGAAACAAUUAAGACAGAGAAAACAGCUUCCUUCCAAACCAGUUGAAGUAGGGCAGUAUUUUAACAGACAGGAAAAUUCUGCUGCAUGCUGCAAAGUAUCACCAAAGGUCACAUCCACAAAACUGCAUUAAUUGAAUAUUUUGUUUCCACUUCAUUUUGGUUUUGGGGUUUUGUAUUGUUUUUCUUUUUUUUUUUUUAAUUGCAUCAUAGAAGUUAGCUGUGAUGAGCAGACAGGCACUCUUCAUCUGUCAUACAAACAUAAUCAAAUGCAAUAAACCUAAUUUCUAUAUAAUACAGAAGACUGUGUUCCUUUUGUUCAAUGCAAAUUAUUAACAAUCUGUUUAAUUUAAAAAUACUUCACACAUUUUUAUGUUAUAAUUAGUAAGGUGGCUGUUUGCAGUUACCUCUUUUUACUGACUGGCCCCUCCCAAUGAUCCUGGUUAGGGUAUAUCUGUAUGUGAACACACACAUACACCAGGCAACAUUCCUGUAUGGGUGCAUGUGUGUAUUUUAUAUAUGUACAUAGGUGUGUAUGUAUGUGUAUGUGUAUAUAUAUUUAUAUACACACAUACACACAAGUAUAUGUAUAUACCUACACGUACAUGUAGGAGUAUAGAUACAGAGCUAUAUAUAUAUAUAUAUAUAUGUAUAUAUGUAAAAUCACUUUCAGGAACAAUUGUAAACUUUCUUAUUACAAAAUGAGUAAGCUUAGCUUGUGUCCAAAGUUGACUACAUUAGAAUAAAAUGAUUUAAGGUCUGUAGGCUUUAAAUACAGUAUGUACUGUAUGUGCAUAAUGCUUUGUGAAUACUUAGAUUUAAUUUUAUUAAAAUAUUAUUCUGCUUCAAA
This is a messenger RNA of Pseudopipra pipra, 5765 nucleotides long. It is a transcript of the gene KCNH7, whose product is annotated as potassium voltage-gated channel subfamily H member 7. The transcript has 17 exons. The record is from RefSeq and is a predicted model, not a curated record. The coding region runs from base 711 to 4352 and encodes 1213 amino acids. Gene Ontology annotation, cellular component: plasma membrane. Gene Ontology annotation, molecular function: inward rectifier potassium channel activity. NCBI's taxonomy places the organism in Eukaryota, Metazoa, Chordata, Aves, Passeriformes, Pipridae. Gene Ontology annotation, biological process: membrane repolarization during action potential; potassium ion transmembrane transport.